This is a messenger RNA of Anopheles merus, 2459 nucleotides long. RefSeq lists its product as uncharacterized. Lineage: Eukaryota; Metazoa; Arthropoda; Insecta; Diptera; Culicidae. The transcript has 4 exons. The coding region runs from base 194 to 850 and encodes 218 amino acids. The record is from RefSeq and is a predicted model, not a curated record.
CAGUGAUAAUUGACGUGACUGUUCGGUUGCACGCAGCGAACGGAUUGAUGCAAACCAAGCCCAAUUUUACACCAUUGGAGUAUACACACAAACAUAUCUAUAUAAAAGAAGACGGAACUGUAGCAAAUUGCAUUACUGCAGCCAAUGCUGAACCGCAUUUAGUGCUUUGUGAUACAUUUUGCAUUUAAAUAACAUGAAACCUUUCCGUGCAACCGGUCGCCUUGUGCUGGGAUUGGAGCUGGCGCUACUCCUGCUGCUGGUGUGCGGUGUAACGCAUGCCCACACCGAACCGGAGCUCCCGGCGGCCGCGGCGAGUGCGCAGGUUUCACCCGGCGAUGCCACGGGACUCGCAGCGGACGCAGGGCAGCAUCUUCCUCCGGCGAUAGACGCUAAAACGGACGACAGCGCUGGAAAAAGCGUAGUUGUGAACUGGAAGCUGGCCUGCAAACAGCUCUGCAGUGCAGGGCUUGGCGGUCCCAGCUGCGGGUCAACAUGGCUCCGCACUACCACUUCCGACUCCCCCACACUCCCGGUGGAUAAGGACACGCUGGAUGGGGUGUGUCCAUCGCUGUGUGCCAACGGGCUAGGUGUUUCCAAAUGUAACUGCACCAGCUUCCGGCCGAAGGACCAGUUCAACCAGAACCUUAUCUGCCAGGCGUUCUGUACCGUCGCCAGUGUGCAGCUGGCCGGCUGCAGCCGUUGCGACGGAACCGACCCCAGCCUGGGCAACUUCGGUGCAUUAGAAAUCGUCGAAACGACGACACCGAACUGGGACGAGCUGUGUUCGAUGUUCUGCAAGAUGGGCGACGGCGGAACACUGUGCAACUGUGAUUUGCCGCCGUUCUUCUAAUGUGCACACAACCGUGGACACACCACAUACACACACAAACCCAACCCAACACAGAAGACAUUACGUUCACGCUUACUUCAAUUAAUUUACCGCGGGGUAACCCUACCCCAAUGCAGUACAAAAAAAACAAAGACGGCGUUGGAUUUAAUUUCGUGAUUUUUUUCUUUCACAAACGACAACAGCACAACAUGUGAGAUACGUUUUUGGGAGGGAUUUUGUGAAGAAGACCGGGUGCAAACGUUAUCAUUACAUAUCCGCAGGGUUUGCGUGACAUGUGCGGCACUCCGCACCAAUCUCAAGCUCGCACCGUUUAUGCCAGUUUGUUUGCGUUUCAGACGUUUCAGUUCCAUCCGUUCCUAAGGUCUUGCUUGAGUUUUGAAUGACUAGGAUAGUGGAGGAGAAAGCAGACAGUAGGAUAAGGCAGUCGUCGUUCGUCUUUGAACGAUCAAUGACAAAUAUCACUCAAAAGGGCUUCCAGGUUGAGGGUGAACAUACAGAGGGACGCGUCACACUACGCCAGCAUCCUCACUGGUGUGGCCGUCGUGUCCAGGCUUUUGGGGGGAUUAGAAUAGAAGAUGCGAGAAGUAAGUAGUAAACGUAGCUGUCAGUCAGAGUCAGUUAGGAGUCUGUUGAUCUCUAGUUAGGAUUUUGUGUUUUGGAAAGUUUUAGUCCCUUUCCGCGCAUGCUAUAGCGUAGCGUAAGCUGCCAGCAUUUGCGCGAAACUAGCGAAUGCAACAACAACAACAACAACAACGUAACGCAUGUCACGCCAGUAUGCAUCCAGCACGCGGACAUGACGUUGACUACCCUUCCAUGUGUCAAUUUGUUUAGGAUUAAAUUCUCUUACGAAAAACACCUCUGCUUUCGAUAAAGCCACAGGGGUUACACGCUGAGGGCGUGAGAGAUGCAGAGUGUGUGCACACAGUUUUAAUUAACAAUUUAAGACACGUUCGUCCGUUCAGUUCCGCAGCUGUCUGAGGCUUUCCUGCGUCCAUUCAAACCCAAUGUUCCUCCUCUCCCAACUCCUCAAUCCUAUUUAGCAGAACUCCCUCGAACGAACGAGAAAUGCUGAUGCUGCGAAGAGAGCUAACAAGCCGAUCGACGACCAUAUCACAUUGUAACGACUACUCAUACAAAACAGUCAUCAUCAUCAUCAUCCUAAUCAUGUGAAAAGGAGUGGAAAACGAUUCGACAUUACUUUGCAAAAAUUUCAAGCAAGCAAACUCUUACCAGGUAUUGCACAAAUGCUGUGAAAGACAAUAAUUACCAAAUACAACCCUAUUUGGAAACUAGAGUAAUGUGGGAGACGAAAAAAAACAAUACAUGCGAAGAAAGAAGAAGAAGAAGAAGAGGAAAUAUGCAUUUACAAAUAUUGAAACAAAAUUAAACCAAACAACAAAAAAACAGCAACCGCUUUAAAAAUCACAAACACACGAUAUCUAAAUGUUGUAACUGUUUCCCUUAUUUCCGUGCCGUAACAUACAUAUAUAUCUAUAUACACACAUAUACAUAUAUGGUACGGUCCCAAAAAAAAAAACAACUAAUAAUCAAUGUUCCAAACAUACGGCCACUGCACGCUGUAUGCGCUUUGUUCGGUCGUGUCAGUAAA